UAAUCCUCCCUUUUUUCCCUUCCCAAGGCUGCAUGCAGCAGCAAAAGCGCUGCAGAAAUGCAGACCGAAGGGGGUCUGUGGUGGGCAAGAAGGGCCCUGCUCCUCGCCAUCCUCUGGGCUACUGCACACCUGCCUCCCCCAGGGGUCUCUCUGCCCCAGCGUCACCCAAGGGCUACAGGAAAUAGCACCCAAUGUGUUAUCUCUCCAUCAUCGGAGUUUCCUGAAGGGUUUUUCACAAAACAGGAGAGUGCAGAUGGAGGCAUCGUAAUCUACCUCCUCAUUAUCCUCUACAUGCUCAUGGCCUUGUCUAUUGUCUGUGAUGAGUACUUCCUACCCUCCUUGGAAAUCAUCAGUGAAUCCUUUGGAUUGUCUCAGGAUGUUGCAGGUGCAACUUUUAUGGCAGCCGGUAGUUCAGCUCCUGAAUUAGUUACUGCUUUCCUGGGUGUAUUUAUCACAAAGGGCGAUAUUGGCAUUAGCACCAUUCUUGGGUCUGCAAUUUAUAAUAUCCUUGGCAUCUGUGCAGCCUGUGGAUUACUAUCUAAUGUGGUUUCAACACUAUCAUGUUGGCCCCUGUUCAGAGACUGUGCUGCAUAUGCGAUUAGUGUAGCAGCAGUUCUUGCCAUAAUAUUUGACAACCAAGUUUACUGGUAUGAAGGAACUUUACUGAUUUUGAUAUACGGAUUAUAUGUUUUGGUGCUGUGUUUUGACAUUAAAAUUAACCAAUAUAUUAUAAAGAAAUGCAGUCCUUGCUGUACCUGUCUUGGCAAAGCUAUGGAAGAGAGAAGUGAACAACAGCCACUGAUGGGAUGGGAAGAUGAGGAUCAACCAUUCAUCCGAAGACAAUCAAGAACUGACAGUGGAAUAUUUCAUGAAGAUUCUGGCUACUCCCAGCUUUCUUUAAGUUUACAUGGUCUUAGUCAGGUUUCUGAAGAUCCACCAAGUGUUUUCAACAUGCCUGAAGCAGACUUAAAAAGAAUUUUUUGGGUACUAUCCUUUCCCAUUAUUAUACUACUUUUUCUAACCAUACCAGAUUGUAGAAGAAGGUUUUGGAAAAAUUAUUUUGUCAUAACUUUUUUCAUGUCAGCACUGUGGAUAUCUGCAUUUACAUAUAUCCUGGUUUGGAUGGUCACAAUAACUGGGGAAACAUUAGACAUUCCAGAUACUGUAAUGGGCCUUACAUUAUUAGCAGCAGGAACAAGCAUACCAGACACGAUCGCAAGUGUCUUGGUUGCAAAAAAAGGCAAAGGAGAUAUGGCUAUGUCUAACAUUGUGGGAUCCAACGUGUUUGAUAUGCUGUGCCUAGGUGUUCCGUGGUUUAUUAAAACUGCAUUUAUAAACACAUCUGCUCCUGUAGAAGUGAACAGUAGAGGACUAACUUACAUAACCAUCUUUCUCAACAUUUCGAUUAUUUUUCUUCUCUUAGCAGUUCACCUCAAUGGCUGGAAACUAGACAGAAAGUUGGGAAUAGUCUGCCUGUUAUUAUACUUGGGGCUUGCUACAUUAUCAGUUUUAUAUGAACUUGGAAUUCUUGGAAAUAAUAAAAUAAGGGGCUGUGGAGAUUAACGUUAAUAAUGUUAUGUGGAAAAUGUGAAUGAUGGGGAGUGGCAGAGAAGGAAAACUCCAUUUCUUCAUUUAAGUCAAAUAAAAAAUAUUCUGAACUAAAA
This is a messenger RNA of Phacochoerus africanus (Common warthog), 1664 nucleotides long. RefSeq names its product solute carrier family 24 member 5 (gene SLC24A5). Gene Ontology annotation, biological process: calcium ion transmembrane transport; intracellular calcium ion homeostasis; melanocyte differentiation. The record is from RefSeq and is a predicted model, not a curated record. The coding region runs from base 58 to 1563 and encodes 501 amino acids. NCBI's taxonomy places the organism in Eukaryota, Metazoa, Chordata, Mammalia, Artiodactyla, Suidae. Gene Ontology annotation, molecular function: calcium channel activity; calcium, potassium:sodium antiporter activity. Gene Ontology annotation, cellular component: membrane. The transcript is spliced from 9 exons.